AUGCAGCUAGCUGCAUCUAGGAUACAUAGUGAUCCACCUCAUCUUCUUGAACGUAAAGUGGAGCCUCUUUCCGAAAUUUCUCGCUCCUUCACGGUCAUAGCUCUUCGAAAUCAUCAGACUGCUGGAACUCCUCAAGGGAAAGCUUUAUCUAAGGACGACGACGGCGAACGCAAUGACAAUUUCGACGAAGACGACGACGAAGUCGAUGACCACAGUAACGACACCAUCGACGAAGACAAGGACAACAUUUAUGAAGACGACGACGAUGAAGUCGACGAGCAAAAUGAUGACAACCUCGAUGAAGAAAACGAAGACGACGUCUACGAACACAACCUCGACGAGGACAAGGAUGACAUAACAGUAACGACGACGACGUCGACGAACACAACAGUAACGGCGACGACGACGAAGAUGAACUGA
Messenger RNA from Penaeus vannamei (Pacific white shrimp), 420 nucleotides. The record is from RefSeq and is a predicted model, not a curated record. Lineage: Eukaryota; Metazoa; Arthropoda; Malacostraca; Decapoda; Penaeidae.